AAUGUGAGGAAUGUCCCUGUUUGUGUAGGACUCCAUUCAGUUCUUUGGCGAGCCGGCCGCUGGGAGUGUAUAAAAGCCAGCGCCGCCCGCCCAGUCUCUUCUCACCAAGAAGACUCAGCUAGACCCACUCCAACUCCGACCCCAGGAGACCGACCUCCUCCAGACAGCAGCAGCCCCAGCCCAGCCGACAACCCCAGACGCCACCGCCUGGAGCGUCCGGACACCAACCUCCGCCCCAUCUGAGUCCAGGCUCCGGCCGCGCCUCUGGUCCCCUCUGCAUCCUGCUGUGCGUUCCUCCGCCGCACCCCGACCAUGCCCGCCUCCAUCGCCGGUCCCAUCAGCCUCGCCUUGGUGCUCCUCGCCCUCUCCACCCGGCCUGCUACCGGCCAGGACUGCAGCGCGCAGUGUCAGUGCGCAGCCGAAGCGGCGCCGCGCUGCCUCGCCGGCGUGAGCCUUGUGCUGGACGGAUGCGGCUGCUGCCGUGUCUGCGCCAAGCAGCUGGGAGAACUGUGCACGGAGCGUGACCCCUGUGACCCACACAAAGGCCUCUUCUGCGAUUUCGGCUCCCCCGCCAACCGCAAGAUCGGCGUGUGCACUGCCAAAGAUGGUGCACCCUGUGUCUUCGGUGGGUCUGUGUACCGCAGCGGUGAGUCCUUCCAAAGCAGCUGCAAAUACCAAUGCACUUGCCUGGAUGGGGCUGUGGGCUGCGUACCCCUGUGCAGCAUGGACGUGCGCCUGCCCAAUUCAUCUGUGCCUUACAUGGAGAAAAUGUUUAAAUAUUAG
Molecule: messenger RNA, 783 nt
Organism: Mastomys coucha (southern multimammate mouse)
Lineage: Eukaryota; Metazoa; Chordata; Mammalia; Rodentia; Muridae
Product: CCN family member 2-like
Exons: 4
Coding region: 313-783 (156 amino acids)
Biological process (GO): signal transduction; cell adhesion
Cellular component (GO): extracellular matrix; extracellular region
Molecular function (GO): integrin binding; heparin binding
Source: RefSeq, a predicted model, not a curated record